AUGUCAGUAAAACUGAUAGCCAAUAAUUUACCAGCACAAGCAUUAGCUUCAACUAAUUUUGCAUAUGUUAGCUGGAAUGUUUACAAAUCAUUAAUAAAUUCAUUACCUAAUAUAUCUAAUAAUGAUCAAUUACGUGUAUCAGUUAAAAAUCUAAUACUUAAUAUAGAAGCUGAUGAAAGAAUAUCUGAUGGAGAAAUUGCACUAAAUAGAUUACAUCGACAAAGUGCAAAGAUAGAAUUAAGAGAGGUAUUAAAUAUAUCUAUUGUUACAGAAUUUAGCUAUAAUAAUAAUGCAAAUAAGUUAGCAGGAAAUAUUGUUUUAGAGGUUGAUAUGUUUGUUGAGUGUAGUAAACCAUUAAUAUUAAAAGAAAUUGACUUUAUUCCUAGAUUAAUUGAACAAUUAAAUGGUCAAGUACUUGCUACCCAACAAUUAAUACCAUUUUAUCAUAAAGAUACAGAUUUAUUAUUUUUAUUAACAGUAAAGAAGAUUAUUCCAUUAUCAAGAUUAUUACAAAAAUGUGAUAAAGAUGAUAAAUUUGAUUUUUCUGAAUAUGGAUUAGUAGGGAAUUCAACUAAUUUUGAAUUAACUAGUUCAUCAUCAGGGAAAGUUAGAUUUUCUAAUGAUAAUAAGAUGUCUCCAUUAAUAUUUCAUCAUAAUUUUAAUUUCAAUGAUAUAGGAAUAGGUGGUUUAAAUGAAGAGUUUGCUACUAUAUUUAGAAGAGCCUUUGCUAGUAGGGUUAUUCCUCCUAUGAUUUUGAAUGAAUUAGGAAUACAUCAUGUAAAGGGUAUGUUAUUAUAUGGUCCUCCAGGAACUGGUAAAACAUUAAUUGCAAGACAAAUAGCAAAAGUAUUGAAAGCAAGAGAACCAAAGAUUGUGAAUGGACCAGAAAUAUUGAAUAAAUAUGUUGGUCAAAGUGAAGAAAAUAUACGAAAUCUUUUUUAUGAAGCUGAGGAAGAAUAUAGACAAAAAGGGGAUUUUUCUGCACUUCACAUUAUUAUUUUAGAUGAAAUAGAUGCAAUAUGUAAAAGCCGUGGUACAAGUAAUACUGUUGGGUCAGGUGUCAGUGAUAGUAUUGUUAAUCAACUUUUAAGUAAGAUUGAUGGUGUUAAUAGUAUUAAUAAUAUUUUACUUAUUGGUAUGACAAAUAGGCUUGAUUUAAUAGAUGAGGCAUUAUUAAGACCUGGAAGAUUUGAGGUUCAUAUUGAAAUUGGAUUACCAAAUAAAAGUGGUAGACAUGAAAUAUUAGAAAUUCAUACGAAGCAAAUGAGAGAGAAUCAUCGUUUAGCAGCUGAUGUAUGUUUAUUAGAGUUAGCAGAUAAAACUAAGAAUUUUUCAGGUGCAGAGAUUGAAGGAUUAGUUAGAGCUGCUACUUCUUUUGCAUUUCAAAGGCAUAUUGAUAUGGAAGAUAUUACUAAGCCCGUAGAUACUCAGAAUAUUCAAAUAAAUAAUGAUGAUUUUAUGGCGGCUUUAAAAGAAGUAAAACCUGCAUUUGGUAUUAAUGAAGAAGAAUUACUUUCUUUGAUGCCACGUGGAAUUAUUACACUUGGUACAAAUUCACAACAUGUAAUGGAAUUAUUAGAACGUCUUACAAGUCAAGUAAAAACUGAUAAGAAUACAAAUACACUUUCAAUUUUGUUACAUGGAGAACGAGGUGCUGGAAAGUCUGCUUUAGCAUCAUAUGUUGCAAGUUUUGCAGAAUUUCCAUUUACGAAAUUGAUUACCCCAUCACAAUUUAUUGGUUUAAAUGAGCUAAAUAAAUCAAUGAUUUUAAGUAAAAUAUUUGAUAAUGCUUAUAAAAGUGAUAUUUCAUGUAUAAUUUUAGAUGAUAUUGAACGACUUAUAGAUUAUACUCCUAUUGGUCCUAGAUUCUCCAAUUCUAUUUUACAAACUUUAAUGGUACUUAUUAAACAAACUACUCCAAAAAAUAGGAAACUAUUUAUAAUUGCAACUACAUCAGAAUUUCAGUUUAUUGGUACAUGUGGUCUGUCAAAUAUAUUUAGUGUGGUUUUAGAGAUUCCUUGUGUCCCACCAAAUGAUGUUCCAAAGGUACUAACUUACUAUCAAAAUGAUAAUUUCCCACAAUAUGAAAUUCAGAAAGUAUCUCAGUCUCUUCAUUCAUCUUAUCCUAUAAAGAAAUUAAUCUUUGCAUUAGAUGUAACGGAACACUCUUGUAAAGAAGAGACAAUAACUGCUAAUAGUUUUCUAGAAAAUCUAAAUGAUAUUAUUUUCUAA
Molecule: messenger RNA, 2232 nt
Organism: Cryptosporidium muris RN66
Lineage: Eukaryota; Apicomplexa; Conoidasida; Eucoccidiorida; Cryptosporidiidae
Product: vesicle-fusing ATPase, putative
Exons: 1
Coding region: 1-2232 (743 amino acids)
Biological process (GO): Golgi to plasma membrane protein transport; intra-Golgi vesicle-mediated transport; SNARE complex disassembly
Cellular component (GO): Golgi stack
Molecular function (GO): ATP binding; ATP hydrolysis activity
Source: RefSeq, a predicted model, not a curated record